Fusarium oxysporum Fo47 is the source of this 4742-nucleotide messenger RNA. RefSeq names its product Rad4 transglutaminase-like domain-containing protein. Gene Ontology annotation, biological process: nucleotide-excision repair; mismatch repair. The record is from RefSeq and is a predicted model, not a curated record. Bases 296 to 4414 code for a protein of 1372 amino acids. Gene Ontology annotation, molecular function: single-stranded DNA binding; damaged DNA binding; zinc ion binding. The transcript has 4 exons. Gene Ontology annotation, cellular component: nucleotide-excision repair factor 2 complex; cytoplasm; XPC complex. NCBI's taxonomy places the organism in Eukaryota, Fungi, Ascomycota, Sordariomycetes, Hypocreales, Nectriaceae.
UAACACGCCUGUGAUUCUUACUCGUGAUUUAUGUGCAUGAUUCACAAAAGCCCAUCGGGGCCUUGUUCUGUUCUUCUCUCUGCAAUCGCGCCUCAUUCUUUUUGUCUUUCGACGUGUCAAAACUUGUGGCACACUCGUUCGUAAUCUGCCAAGCUUGGUCAUACACGGACCCUUCCAGACGUUUCCUCGCCGCCGCCUUUUGUAUCUGUCAUCUUGACACGAGCACUUGCGACAACACCUCUGCCUACGGGUAACACCGCCAUUUUAACAUUUUUAAAUACGAAACACCUUCACCAUGGCGUCAUCAAACACACCAGAAGCUCAGGAUACUAGCUACGUCGAAAUGCACGACAAAAACGAAGCCGCGCUGAUCGGCAAGCACUGCGAAUAUGACUACUGCAACCAACUCGACUUUCUCCCUUUUUUCUGUCAAUCAUGCCGAAAGACAUUUUGUCUCGAUCACCGAAGCGAAGGGGCACAUAAAUGUACAAAUCCCGGUGCGUGGGCGGAGCGAAAGCGCCAGAGAGAGCUUGCGCAGCCAAGCAUUGGACAAGGAAAGAUUCUAAGGGACAAGGUGUCCCAAAAGCCUUGCGCAUCGCCUGAAUGCAAGACCACAAUCGGCACAUCUUUGACGCCUGGUGUACACUGUCAAACGUGCAACCGAGAUUACUGCCUGAAGCAUCGUCUAAAGGAGGACCACAAUUGCAGUAAUUUAGUACCCAUCGGGGCUCGGCCUAUGCAAUUCGAUGUUGGUCAGAAGACAAAGACGGCAUUCGACAAACUGCGCGCAUGGGGUACAGCAAAGAAAGAGCAAGCUGGCAGAGCUUUGCCCAAACCAAAGCCAAGCUCUGCCUCAGCACGUAUCAUUGCUGUAAACAACCUGAAGAAGACAGCCAAAGGCGACGACAAGACACCUGUUGAGAAGAGAGUGUAUAUCUAUGUGGAAGCCGAGGCAGAAACAGCAAAAGCCAAGUUUCCUAAGGGGGAGUUCUUCUACAACAAGGAUUGGGUUGUUGGCCGAGUUCUGGAUGCUGCAGCAAGGAGCCUGCAGGUACAAAACAUCAACAACCAAAGUUCAGACGAGAAGGACAAGCUUCGCGUCUUCCACGUUGAAGGAGGCAGAAUUUUGGAGUAUAACGAAAAGGUUGGAACGGCGUUGCAGAGUGGAAAUACUGUGGUUUUGUUGCGUGGCGUUGGACCAGCUACCCCAGACCUGAUUGAGGCCCCAAAAUGCGACAAUCUUAUUUAUGAUAUCAAGAUGCCUCCUUUAGUACCACGCAAACGCUUGCGUGAGUCGCCACCACCUGGAGAAGGCAGAGCAUCAAAAGCAGCCAAAGAGAAGCCCGAUUCAUCACGGCGCAAAGCAACACUGUACGAUGAUUUGGACGCAUCUGCGACACCUAACUCAAACUCGAUCCUCCAUGGAUUCGGAAAUGAUGAUGAUGAUGAAAGCUCUUUGACAUCGUUGUCAGAAGAUGAAUUCGAGGACGUUAUGCCACCAAAUCAACUGAAAGGCAAGGAAGAAGAUUCUGAGGAUGAUGAAGACAUUGAGUUUGAGGAUGUCCAAGCACCAGUUGCACCAUUACCAGACGCCCCGGUAACUUCCGGGGACUUGGAAUUGACACUUACAAGGGACACCAGAAUCUCACUCACAAACACAUUCGACAGAAAGGGACCCUCAAAACGUGAGAGGAAGGUCCGGCAUGCCACACACUGCGUUCACGUCAUGUUGCUUCUAUGGCACAAUGCUAUCCGAAAUGCAUGGCUUUGUGAUCCCGAAGUCCAGGCGACUAUGAUCUCUCAUCUUCCGCCAAGACUCUGGGAUGAGGUGGAUCGAUGGAGGCGCAACAGUGGUCUAGAAAAGAAGCCGACACCUAAGAAGCCAGCAAAGGAAAACGCAAAAUCGAAAGGUAAAGGCAAAAAGGUCCAGGAUCGAAAGUCGCGCGACUGGGGUGCAGAGGCUGAGAGAUUGGAAGAGGGGGCUGUUGAUAUGAGUCAUGGAGACCCCCUAUUUCGACUUAUGCAAACAUUGUCAGCUUGGUGGAAACAGCGUUUUCGAGUCACAGCGCCAGGGUUGAGGAAAUGGGGAUAUAUGUCCCUUGAGCGAUUAGACCGUCUUACGAAAGCGCAAAAAGUCGAACCUCAUGACCCAGAGCAAUUUGGUGAGAAGAUCUCAAACCUGGAGGAUUUCAGACAUCAUGCGCGAACAUGUGAAGGGAGUAGAGAUGUAGGCGCCCAGCUAUUUACAGCUUUGCUUCGUGGACUGGACCUCGAAGCACGAAUGGUCGCAAACUUGCCUUGUCUAGGCUUUGGAUGGAAUAAACUUGAGGAGGCCGAGCCAGAAAAGAGUGUAAGUGCGGAUCAGAUAAACGAGACACCCGAGAAGAAGGCGAAAACGGCGACAAAGAGCGCGGUUACGGCAAAGAAGAAGUCAACGAAGAAAACGAAAGAGCCCACGAGAAAUCCGACACGGAAAACACGACCCAAAACUGAGGUUGAAAGCGACCCAGAUGAUCUGGAGCUUGAGUAUAAGGACACUGAUGAUGAAUCUGUCGUUGAGAUGGAUGUCACGCUAAGGAAGACAUCGGCUAAGACACCGACCAAAAAAUAUGACGCCGACAUGGAGUUCCCACACUAUUGGACAGAAGUCAUAUCACCAGUCACUAACAAAUGCCUGCCCGUUGAUGCUAUCGUCAAAAACGUUGUUGGAACAAACCGAGAUCUCAUCGAAUCAUUGGAACCCCGUGGAGCCAAGGCCGACAAAGCACGUCAAAUCAUGGCAUACAUCGUGGCUUAUUCACGAGAUGGAACCGGCAAGGAUGUCACAGUCAGAUAUCUGAAACGGAAUAUGCUUCCUGGCCGUACCAAGGGAGUGAGGAUGACACCAGAGAAAGUCCCCGUCUACAACCGUCAUGGGAAGGUUAAGAGAUAUGACCAGUUUGACUGGUUCAAAACCGCAAUAUCUGGAUAUCUUAGAGGCAGCAAAGACCAGCCUGUAACCGAAGUCGAUGAGAUGGAAGAAGCAACAGAUCUGAAGCCUGCCAAGCCCGAAAAGAAGGAGAUCAAGGAGGGCCAGGAGACAUUACAAUACUACAAGCAGUCCAAGGAGUUUGUCCUCGAGCGGCACUUGAAGCGUGAAGAGGCACUCAGGCCUGGAGCCAAGGGUGUCAAAGUGUUCAAAAACAAGGGCAAAGGUGGCAAGGUCGAGGAUGAGGACGUGUUCCUUCGCAGCGAUGUUCUGAACGUCAAGAGUGCCGAGACCUGGCAUAAACAGGGACGUGCACCACUGGCAGGAGAGCAGCCAUUGAAGAGGGUACCCUACCGCGCAGCUACGAUAAAUCGCCGGCGAGAAAUCAUGGAAGCAGAAGCUGCCACAGGACAAAAGGUCCUGCAGGGGCUCUACAGCUGGGAGCAAACCGACUGGAUCAUUCCACCACCGAUCAAGGACGGCGUUAUCCCCAAGAACGAAUACGGGAAUAUCGAUUUGUUUGCUGAACAUAUGUGCCCUGAGGGUGCUGUGCAUGUACCCUUCCGAGGGGCUAUGCGUGUUUGUAAGAAGUUACAAAUCGACUAUGCGGAAGCCGUUGUGGACUUUGAAUUUGGUCACCGAAUGGCUGUGCCUGUUAUCCAGGGAGUUGUGAUUGCUGAAGAGAACCACGACAUGGUGAUGGUAGAGCUCGAGAAGGAUGAGGCAGAGCGCGCACGAAAAGAAGAUGAGAAACGACGAAAGAAGGCGUUAGCUCAAUGGCGUCGCUUCCUCAUGGGCAUGCGUAUUGCGGAACGAAUUCGACAAGAGUAUGGCGAAAUUACUGAUGAAAUAUCAGUGUUUGGACAUGCUAGAGACUCGGUCCAGACCAAGAAGCAACCACAGGUUGAGGAUGAAGAGAUGGCUGGCGGAUUUCUUCCAGAGGGGUAUGUGGAAGAAGAGGAGGAAGAGGAACCCCAGGCUCACCACACUUCGAGCUUCUUCCCUGCUGUUGAUGAGGACGACGACGGCGAUGAUGGGCUAGUGAUGGAGCACGAUGGCGCAGAUCAGCAAAGAGUAAUGAUGCAGAUGGAGGUUGACAGCAAACAAGAACCGAGCCCGGAAUCGCAGGUCGAAGCAGGGUCGGAGUCUGAACCGGAGCCUCGACCGGUGAACACAAAGUUUGAUGCAGGGCUGAAGCAUGAAGAGGAAGAGGAAGAGGAACCCAAACUGGAUCCGCAAUCCGAGGCGGAGUCUGAGCCGCCACAAACGAGUGCAAGGAUAAGGAGGCGAGGUCCAGCAAAUGUGGCCAAGGAAAAGCCUUCAGCUGGACGUGCAACGAGACGGUCAACACGGAGCGGGCGGAAAGUUGUCUCGUAUGAUGAAGAUGCAAUGGAAGAAGAAGAUGAGGUAGGAGAUUCAUAUGCUGAAUCUGAGGACGAUGAGUAGGACUGGCCCCUGAGCGGUUCGGCUCACUGUGUUAUGUGAGAGUAAUGUGAUGGUACGAAUAAUGAUAAUUAAUGCAUGUCAGUUGUCAGUUUGCAGGGACGGGAAGUAUCCGAUUGCGAGGUUUAUAGGCUCUCGAAAUGAGUAUUAACUCUUGGGCCGACAAACCACGGAUCUGUGCAUUGGCGGUUUGAUGGGAUAUGAAUUUUGUGUAACUAGAAACUGAAAUGUUUCAACUACCUAGGAGAGCUUGAGGUGGCAAGUUUAUAGAGCGAGAGGACAGACAGUUGAAUAGUUCUUGGCGAAUCGAUCUUAUACAGUAUCAUGUAAA